Molecule: messenger RNA, 961 nt
Organism: Sturnus vulgaris (Common starling)
Lineage: Eukaryota; Metazoa; Chordata; Aves; Passeriformes; Sturnidae
Gene: POLR2D
Product: RNA polymerase II subunit D
Biological process (GO): DNA-templated transcription initiation
Cellular component (GO): RNA polymerase complex
Molecular function (GO): nucleotide binding
Source: RefSeq, a predicted model, not a curated record
CCGGUGAUGGCGGCGGGCGGCAGUGACCCGCGGGCGGCAGACGUGGAGGAGGACGCCUCGCAGCUCGUCUUCCCCAAAGAAUUUGAGACUGCAGAAACCCUGCUCAAUUCCGAGGUGCACAUGCUGCUUGAGCACCGCAAGCAGCAGAACGAGAGCGCGGAGGAUGAGCAGGAGCUGUCAGAAGUGUUCAUGAAAACCUUGAACUACACAGCACGCUUCAGCCGCUUCAAAAACCGUGAGACCAUCGCCAGCGUGCGCAGCUUAUUGCUCCAGAAGAAGCUCCAUAAGUUUGAAUUGGCAUGUUUGGCUAACUUGUGUCCUGAGACAGCCGAGGAAGCAAAAGCUCUGAUUCCUAGCCUGGAGGGCCGGUUUGAAGAUGAAGAAUUACAACAGAUUCUCGAUGAUAUUCAGACUAAACGCAGCUUCCAGUAUUAAGGUUAAUCUUCAGCCCCUUUAUCUGAGCAGAAAACCCUGAGGACUUGGGCUGUUUCUGAGCCCUCUGGAUCAGUGCAGCUCCCAGCUGAGCGAGGGUGGUUGUGGAUGCAGGGUACUCCAGUGCUGUGUUGCCACAGGUGCAUUCAGACUGGAGAUCAGCAUUGUCUUUUUGGUUUGUUCCAUGUGUAUGUUGGCAAGGACCCCUUGUAUUAUGAGAGCAAAGAACCUGAAAGGCCUUUUCCCAGUGGCUCAAGUAUUUUUUUCUUCCCUAAUCCCUCUCUCCAGUUUGUAAAUUUUCAACAUUUUUGGUUUUUAGCAGAAAUAUAGAUGUGAUUUCGUGUUUUUUAGGAACUUCUAAAGGAUGCGGAAACUUGUUCUUGGUUCUCAGAAGGUUCAGUGAUGGGCAGCAUCAAUUUCUGUGGUUUUUUGUUUGUUUGUUUUAUUGUUUGAUAGGGACAGUGAUUUUUUACAGCUUCAAUAUUUUUCUAUUAUUGUUUAGUGUAAAUUAAAAGAUGUUUUAAUUAAA